AUGCUUGGCGGGAUUCUAAGUGAAACAAGGCGUGGUUUCCAAGAAUCCUGAUCUCACUUAUCGUCCAGAAUGAGGAAGCUUCAAAACGAAAGUGAAAUCGAAGAGGUGAGAAGCCACGUAAGCGAUGGAAGCCUUACAAAGGAUCCGUUCUGAUUUUGUGCAGAGAGUUUCCUCCGCAGUUAUCAAAGGCCUUCUGGAUGACCUUUUGGCUCAGGGAGUGUUCAGUACUGAGGAAAAGGCGACUGUGACUCAGGCCAACAGAAUCACACAGGACCAGGCACGUUGUGUGAUCGACACGGUGAUCGGGAAAGGGGAGGAAUCAAGUGGGAUAAUGAUCGAUUGCCUGUUGCGGAGGGACAGGCACUUAUGCCGUCAACUGGUGCUGAUCGCUUCUGAUGCUAUGGAUCAGAAGUGACCUGAGGAGGAUAAACUGUUGCUUGAUUCUUGAGGAAUGAAGAAAGCCACAACAUUGUAUUCACUACAUGUCCUGGAUAAGAUACAUUAAAUAAAAUAUAGAAAUAAA
Molecule: messenger RNA, 523 nt
Organism: Gadus chalcogrammus (walleye pollock)
Lineage: Eukaryota; Metazoa; Chordata; Actinopteri; Gadiformes; Gadidae
Product: caspase recruitment domain-containing protein 16-like
Exons: 3
Coding region: 125-415 (96 amino acids)
Biological process (GO): proteolysis; regulation of apoptotic process
Molecular function (GO): cysteine-type endopeptidase activity
Source: RefSeq, a predicted model, not a curated record